Molecule: messenger RNA, 1170 nt
Organism: Paramecium tetraurelia
Lineage: Eukaryota; Ciliophora; Oligohymenophorea; Peniculida; Parameciidae
Exons: 4
Biological process (GO): regulation of cytokinesis; mitotic spindle organization; protein phosphorylation
Cellular component (GO): spindle pole centrosome; spindle microtubule; spindle midzone
Molecular function (GO): ATP binding; protein kinase activity
Source: RefSeq, a predicted model, not a curated record
AUGUUUUUGGAGUAAGACUAGUACGAAUAUGCCUGGAUCAAGCAGCAAAGCAUCUUCAAGCAAAAUUCAAAAGAAAACCCACAGGUAUUGAAAACAUUUGAAGGUAGUGACUUUUAGUCAAUGCAGCAAACGUUGGGAUAAGGCUCUUUUGGUUGGGUGACUUUAGUUAAGGAGAUUAAGACUGGAAAUCUAUUUGCCAUGAAAGCAAUGAGGAAGGAAGAACUCUUUAAGUACUGUACAGUGGAUAAUUUGAAGAGGGAGAUAAAAAUUUAACGCAAAUUGCAUCAUCCUAAUAUUAUUAAAUUGGAUAGUUAUUUCGAAGACAAGACCAAUGUCUAUCUCAUUUUGGAGUAUGCGGAAGGAGGUUCUCUAUUUAAAAAGAUCAAAAAGGAGCGUCGACUUUCGGAGGAGGAAGCCUUUCAUUAUCUCUAUCAGACUUGUUUAGGAAUAGAGUACUUACACAAGAUGAAGAUAAUCCACCGGGACAUAAAGCCAGAGAAUCUUUUGCUGGAUGCGAAGGGGAAUAUAAAGAUAUGCGAUUUUGGGUGGUCCACUGAAAUGGAUAAUCUAAAGAAGGCCUUUUGUGGAACCAUCGAGUACAUGGCACCAGAGAUGAUCAAGUCUCAGAGUACCAAUUUCAAAUUGGACAUCUGGUGUUUGGGCGUAUUGUUGUAUGAGAUGGUUCAAGGUAAGCCUCCUUUUACAGGAAGAAAUGAUUAGGAAAAGUGUGUAGCCAUUCUGUCAGGGUAGCAGUUGAAGUACGAGGAGUUCGUGAGUGAAGACUGCAAAGCAUUGAUUGCCAUGAUUCUGCAAGCGAAUCCAUUUAAUAGACCUUCUAUUUAAGGUAUUCUCAAUCAUAAAUGGAUGUCAUCGAAGUCAAAGUAUUAGUCUCGCAACGAUCAGUUAAAUUCCAAAAGCAUCUCUGUGCUGAUGGACGAAUUUAGUCAUUCUCCUAUAAAAUCUUGUCCAACAUUUGUUUCUGAAAGGAAAACCAACAGCAAGGAAUGGGAAGAGAUGAAAAACAGAUCUCAGCAUUUUGUGUUCCACCAAACUUAGCCCUUAAACGAGCAGCCAGAACAGACUUUCUUCAGAAGAAUCCUUAUUUCUCUUGGUUGUAUUAAUCGUUGAAAUUAUUUAUGUUAAUUCAUCUAGAUUCGAUUAAAGAAAAAA